Molecule: messenger RNA, 960 nt
Organism: Penicillium salamii
Lineage: Eukaryota; Fungi; Ascomycota; Eurotiomycetes; Eurotiales; Aspergillaceae
Source: the annotation of a GenBank genome assembly
AUGGCGACAGACCAUGCGACCAUGGCUGAGCGAAUUGAGCUGCCAUCGCUCCCACCUAACCAGGGUCUGGAGGCGCUGAAGGACAUUGUCUUCGGUUCGUUUGCAGGAAUGGCCGGCAAAUUGAUCGAGUAUCCCUUCGACACCGUCAAGGUCCGACUCCAAUCGCAACCCGAAACCCUCCCACUUCGCUACACAGGACCCUUGGACUGUUUCCGCCAAUCCUUCCAAGCAGACGGGUUCCGCGGACUGUAUAGAGGCAUUAGCGCGCCUAUGAUCGGUGCAGCUGUGGAAACCAGUUGUCUCUUCUUCAGUUAUCGCCUCAUCCAGGAUACCCUGCGCGCCACAGUCUACGGCAAUGUGGAAAACCUCCCCUUCCCCGCUCUGAUCGCGAGCGGUGCCCUCUCUGGCUCGGUCACAUCCCUCGCGCUCACCCCCAUCGAACUUGUGAAAUGCAAAAUGCAAGUGCCGGCCGAGUCCGUCAGUCUCAAACCGACCGGCCCCAUGACAAUCAUCACCACCAUUUUCCGCCAAGAAGGACUCAUUGGCUUCUGGCGGGGCCAGAUGGGCACUCUGAUCCGAGAGACAGGUGGCAGCGCCGCCUGGUUCGGUGGAUAUGAAGGCGUGUCGGCUCUCUUCCGUUCCUACAAUCAAAAGCAUACCCAGCACGCGGAUUCGCUGGCCCUCCAUCAACAAAUGAUCGCCGGUGCCUCGGCUGGAAUCAGCUACAAUUUCCUCUUCUACCCAGCCGACACUGUCAAGUCACGCAUGCAGACCGUGGACAUCUCCCAGCUACCCGUCAGCGCACAGCGUCAGACUUUUUGGAGUGUGACCAAGGCCCUGUGGAGACAGCAAGGGCUGAAGGGCAUGUACCGCGGGUGCGGGAUCACCUGCGCGCGUUCGGCGCCUAGCUCGGCCUUUAUUUUCUCUGUUUAUGAAGGAUUACGGUCCCACUUUGGAUGA